Molecule: messenger RNA, 3182 nt
Organism: Phialemonium atrogriseum
Lineage: Eukaryota; Fungi; Ascomycota; Sordariomycetes; Cephalothecales; Cephalothecaceae
Exons: 3
Coding region: 316-3039 (907 amino acids)
Biological process (GO): positive regulation of transcription by RNA polymerase II
Cellular component (GO): nucleus
Molecular function (GO): DNA-binding transcription factor activity, RNA polymerase II-specific; transcription cis-regulatory region binding; zinc ion binding
Source: RefSeq, a predicted model, not a curated record
ACACUCAUGCUUCGAAAGCGCAAAACCGGCGUAUCAGCUCUCGGUCCGCUUUCAUCCCGCCAACGGUUUCCUACAGUGCACCCAUCUUCUCCCCUGCCCUCUGGCGCCAUUGUAUCACCCACAGCUAGAUUGGAUCCCCGUGCCUGGCCCCGGCAUCUCCGGCUCCUCUUGCCGGCCGCUCCGGUUUUGUUGUUAUCUGCUCAUUUUACCAAUACAUCGUCAUCGUGCCUAGGUACCGAGAGGCAUUAAACCCCGGCCGUGACCCUGGCGGCUUACGAGGCUCCCCGCGCCGUCGUCCGGGACUUCGGUUCCGGGAUGAUGAGUGCGCCCCACCACCCGCAUCCUCACUCCCGGCUCGAACUACCUGGCUCUGGUGCUCCAUCAUCUCUCCCCAACCCCUAUGCUCAAUAUGAAGAGCCGUCGCCUCCGUAUACUACCAUGGGCAGUGAUUGUCCCCCGGAUCAGUUUGAAAUCCCUCCAUCUAAGCGCCAAAGGCUAUCCGUCGCAAGUGCCACUGACGGUGACGAUCAACGCCAUCAUGUCGGAGGCUCGCACUCUGCUUCAACUGCCACAGGCGCCAGCAGGGCUGAUCCGCCCUCGGAGGGACCCCCACGUGAGGCGUCGGGCAGAGGGGACACGGGAACGGCCAGCUCGACAAGGGCGCCUCCACCAGCCCCUACGACGGCCAAAUCCAAGAGAGUACGGACAGGCUGCCUGACCUGCCGGGAACGACAUCUUAAGUGCGACGAGGGGGUACCGGACUGCCUCAAUUGCCGCAAGAGUAAUCGCGAGUGCAAGCGUGGUGUGCGCCUCAACUUCAUCGAUGUGCAGGUCAAGGAUCCGCCCUACGUGCCACCGACGCUCGAGUGGUCGGUGCAAUUCCAGGAUGAGUCCCGACUGAUUGCGUCCGAGUAUCGAGGUGGACUGGGGCGUUACGCUCCUUUUGACCAGGUAAACAUGACGCCACCACGGGAGAUGGAUGUCGACGCAGUCUUACGGCAACAGCAGAGGACCUCCGGUAACCCCGAGUUUGCAUCGCCGUUCAGCACCAGCAGCAAGAGUGUUGACCCACCGGGGUCGCAAGGAAUGUUCUAUCCUGGCAACGGGAGGCCUGGGCAAGGCGAGCAAUUAGGUUAUGGCGAAGCCCACAUGGCACAGAUGCGCGAACUGCACUCGCGGAGGAACAGUGAAGCCUUCCUCGCAACCGGACAGCAAAGCCAGCCGGCGCAACAGACGACGAGCUCGUCUGGAGGGUUCUCUCUUGCGGCGUUACAGGAGCGAUUCCCCUCGAAAGACGAUGGUCUGCGGCGCAAUCAUGCCUACCGAAUCAGCGACGUGUCGAGCGUGACCUCGACUCUCGUGCCUCGGAGCGCUAGCAACUUCCCGUCCGGUCUAGCCUCAGGACAGCUCCAGGGCUCUCAUGAAUCGCUCAUGACCCCUCCAGGCGAUAAGACAGCAGUGGGCGAGCGCGACUAUCUGAGCUCGGACGAGGAGAUUCACUACAUGCAGGUCUUCGUAAACGACGUGGCCAUCUGGAUGGACAGCUUCGAUAAGGACAAGCAUUUCAGCCGCGUGAUUCCCUACCUUGCCUUGAAGUCGCCCAUGCUCCUCAACGCGUUUCUGGCUUGCGGGGUGAAGCACCUAACAUUGGUCGACAAAACGUACAACGAUGACAGGGCAUUAUUCUACUACGACACAGCCACGACACAACUGCUUCGAAACCUGCAGAACCCGGACCGCAACAUGGCCGAGUGUGCAACAACGGCGGUGGUAUUGAACGUGUACGAGAUCAUGAGCGAGAAGCCGACACAGCGGAUGAGCCACAUAGCCGGCGCCAGGGCCCUCAUAAGGGAGUGUGGCUGGGACGCGAGGAGCCCCGGAAUUGGGGCCGCAUGUUUCUGGUUGAAUAUCGGGAUGGAGGUGCUCAGCUGCUUGGCCUUCAACUGGCAGACCGCGUGGGAGCCGGACCAGUGGGGCCUCGACCUAAACUUUGCGGCCUGGGGCAGCGGAGAGGGAGACGGCCGGGCCGGGGCUGGAAGUGAUGGCAGUGGGGGCGGCAACUUGGGCGGCACCAACAGCCUAGGAGGCGGUGGCGAGGAGGAGGUCUGGGUCCAUCGAAUCUUCUACAUCGUGGCCAAGAUCGCCAACUUUCGGGCCAACAUUCCGCGCUUCCAGGAGCCAUCGCCGCACAACGAGCAUGCCCGCCAUCAGAGCCGCUUCGCAGAGUGGAAACGUCUCAGGGCCAUGUGUGACUCGUGGGACACCAACUGCCCACGGCCCAUGCACCCAUUCGGCUACGCUCACAGGUCGUCGAGCAAGUCGCUGUUUCCGAAUAUUUGGCUCAUCAAACGCGCCGCUGUCAUUGGCCGUCUUUUCUACCACACUGCCAUGUGCCUCCUCGCACAGAUCAACCCCGUCAACCCCCGAGAUAGCGAGGAGAAUCGUACCGCCCAGAUUCAACACGCCCACCAGGUGUGCGGCAUUGUGGCGCACACCAAAGAUCGCGGCGUGGCCUCGGUCGCGAUUCGCAGUCUCGCAAUCGCCAGCUCCGUACUCACAGAACUAGACGAGCAAAAGGAGGUCCUUGCCAUCCUAGACAGGAUCUCAACAGAGACGGGAUGGCGACUUGGAAAGGUCCUGACGGAGCUCAAGAAGGCCUGGGGAUGGGAGGAAAGCACGAGCCUAACGAUGCUCGCUCCGGUCGGGCCUGCGGGCUUCGGAGGGCAGGGCAUUCCGCCCACGACCUCGGCCGCUCUGAACACGGGCCCGUAUUCUUAUGCCACCAUACAGUCGCAGACGACGCCGAGGCAACAGAACACCAUGGUCACGGCGACGUCAUCGGCGCCCCUGGUUGCUCCGGCACCGGUUGCGCAGCGGCCCGUCAACCCCCUGCUGGUCCAGGCAGACUUCAGCCUGCCGAACCAUCCCUAUCAGAACUGGUAUGAACCGCCGAACCGGACGAAUGCAUAUGGCUCGCAAGGAUACUGGCCGGAUAGCCUGCUGUCCACGGGCAAGCAUAGGAGCAUGGGUGAUGGAUGAGGAGUUGGCAAGGGGAACCUUGUCGUUCAGAUGGAGCAGUACACUUAUUGUCACACGGAGGAGCUUCUCUUCUUUCUUCCUCAUUUUUAAUAUUUUUAUAUGUCUCACUCGUAGGCCUACAAGAGGACGAGUGUUACAGCCAA